AUGAAAAACAUCAAUCUCUCCGCGUCUUUCGCGGUCCUUGCCACCAUGGUUCCCCAACUGGCAUUGGCACAACACUCCCACACUGAAGUCACCCUCGAUGCGACAUUUCGCACGCCCGCACCGCCGAAUGAUGCCUUCGCGCAAAACAGUCGUCAUGUUUUAAUCUCAACUUCGGUCAUGUUCGGUAUCGCUGUGAUCUUCAUGUUCAUUGCCUCCCUCGAUGGCAAGCGCUUCAAGUCUACGGUUCCGCAGGCAAUGGUCCUUGGUGCGGCGUUUUGCGUCGUCCCAGAGGCCGUCGACAACUACCUGGCCGGUUGUUACUGGUCUCAAUCGCAUGCUCCCAACCAGCUUCUAUUCAUGCUCAUGGGUCGUGAGUAUGACUAUUAUGUUGGUGUGAUGUGGUGGGCAUUCGGCGCGAUCCUGGGUUACCUUCUGUAUGCGGUCCUCCUCCGUGAGGUUAAGACUGGCACUCUCUGGAUCUGCUUGGGUCUCUCGGGACUUGCCGAUAUCGUUCUUGAGGAGAUCUUGCUCGGCUAUGGCGGUAUCUACAUGUACUUUGGCCACCAGCCCCUUGUGUUGAUCAACAAGUUCCCAUGGUGGUGGCUCUUCUCCAAUGUAUCCUCGCUGUUCCUCAGCGUCACGAUCGCGUAUCGCUACCGUGAAUGGUUCAACGGCUGGAGAAGUGUUUUCAUUCUUGCCCUGAUGCCAUUCUGCUACAUCGGCGCCUUCACUCUCUCUGGCAUGCCCGCUAUCUUUGUGAUCCAAGGCAAUUUCUCUCCUCUUGUGACUGAGUUGGCUGGCCUCCUGACAUGCGCCAUCGCUUUGAUUCAGACUGCAUUCAUGAUGCAUCUCAUUCUGGAACGCAAUCCUUUGGUCUUUGAUGCGAUCCCAUCCCAGGAAGCGACAUUGACGAACAGCAAAUCUGUUGCUUCUAGCAUCGCUAAAAGCUCCUCUCAUGUGAAAGGCCCUGUGGUUCUCAAGGUUUGA
Molecule: messenger RNA, 987 nt
Organism: Penicillium digitatum Pd1
Lineage: Eukaryota; Fungi; Ascomycota; Eurotiomycetes; Eurotiales; Aspergillaceae
Source: RefSeq, a predicted model, not a curated record